Molecule: messenger RNA, 1143 nt
Organism: Drosophila simulans
Lineage: Eukaryota; Metazoa; Arthropoda; Insecta; Diptera; Drosophilidae
Exons: 1
Coding region: 143-997 (284 amino acids)
Source: RefSeq, a predicted model, not a curated record
UUUUAUUUAAGUUUUUAAAUGUCAAGUCUCGGAUUCUCCACUGAAUGCCUUCAAAAUCCCAAUAGACACACCAAUCUUGAAGCUAUUUUCCAAUAGACAAGCCGUGUGUUUAGGACUACCAAAAUUUGAUUUGUCCAGCGCGAUGCCAUACCACGAUCGGGCCAAAGCCCGAUUGGAGAACGAGGUGGUUCUCCUGCGUGGCGAGGUGUCCUCGCUGCGCUCCAAGCACAAUCAGCAUCGUAAGUAUCGGCAGGAGCAGGCGGUUCUACAGGCGCGUAUGGAGCAGGAGAUCCAGAUUCUACAGAGCGAACUAGCCGCAGCUCAAUCGAAUCGGAAUGAGCGAGAGAGCGGUGGAGCCGAGCAGUGUUCCCGUUUGAGCCAGCAGCUGGAGAAACUUGACGAGCACGUGGCUAAGCAGGAGAAGUACAUUGCCUUCCUGGAGGAGCAGAUCAAUCUCACACGCAACAAGUAUCAGCAACGUAUGACCGAAGUCCGGCAGAAUGCCGAGCUGGUAGAAAAGGAGAUGAAGCGGGUGCGGCGCGAGAUGAAGACCAUUGCCGAGCAGGCUGGUGAAGUGGACAGCCUCAAGCACCAAGUGGGUUUCCUCACCGCCAAACUGGAGCGCCGGAACGCCAUCAUCUCCAAGUACGAAGCCCAGCAGGAGGAAAUGAUAAGUAUCAUGGCAAGUCUCCAGAAGAAGAAAGAUAAAAAAAAGCGUCAUCAGAAGAUCCACCAUGUCGAUAAAGCUGAUGCCAGUUCGAUCCCUUCCGAACAGCCACCACUUCCUAAGCCGAGUGAUCAAAGAAAGAGUGAUCGCAAAAAACUGAAAUUUGGCGAAGGCGAUAAGGAAGAUUCCAGCUCGACGGGCUCUGAUAGGCCACCAAGUUCUGAGGCGAAACCCAAGUCUUCAAAACUCCGAUCCCUUAACUUGGACUGUCUCUCCUCUGCGCUAAAAAAUAAGUUAAGUAACCAGCAACAGCCAACUGUCGAAGAAUGAUCUAUUAUCUGAUGGAUAUUCAAAUUUAUGGUUUUUAGAUAAGCUUUUUACAAAAUUUCUUCUGUAACCGAAUAUAUCUGUAAAAAUUGUUAUGCACAUAUAUAGAUCUCAUAUUAACAGUAAAUGAAUAAACUAACCAAACGGAA